ACCUAAUCCAACGUUAUCAAGGCGAAAUGGAAAUGAGCCUUUUUUUGAUUCCUUUUUACCUCUUUUGAUUAAUUGGGAAUAGUAGAGUUAUCUGUUACCCCAUUGUUUUUUUUUUUCUUGUGGGAUAUGUUUAAUGGUAUAUUACCUCCAUGCAGUUGGAAUUAUUACGUUUAGGAAGUCCGGCACUUCUCCAGCACUUAAUCCCCUAUGAUUCUGUGGAGUGAUUUUCAUACUGCACCUAUUAAAGAAAUAAUGUACCUAAAUGCACUCCCCUACUCACCUAGAUCUCCAGGUGCCUAAGCGUUAAAACUUCCGUUAUCACCGUGGGGCAUCCAAAACAGCCCCACCUCGAAAUCUCCAACAACCGUUUUUAAUAAAUUAUCUCCGAAACGAAUCCUAAAUAUCGUUAUUGGGAGAAUAUAUACAUACUUCGAGGCGAGAAAAGAAAAAGGUUGUGCUAGGGAAGAUAAGGACUUGUUUCCUUUUUGUACGAAUCGGAAUACACCGCUCUUAAUAAGCACUUUUUUUUUCUUGUGCCAAAGAUCAGGACAGGAAUAGGAACCUUCCAACCCAGAUCGUCAAGUCUAUACACAGCAUCGUCCGGAUAUGGCGCAGACGAUCAAGAGCUCUCCACACGUCGGUCCGUCGGCUCUGGGAGGCACGCCGUUCGUCUCGAAAUGGUCUUCACGGUAUAGAGGAGCAACGGUCCAAGACCUCGAGCCGCCCGCGGCCCUCUCACUCAACCCUUCGGACCCGAUCUCGCUGGCGCUCAUGUCCGCGUUCGAGCGGGACUACACGCACCUGACGGUCGUGGACUCGGACACGCGCGCGCUCCUGGGGUACGUCGCGAUACCGGCGCUGCAGGCGCAGCUCGAGUCCGGCAAGGUGCGGCCCGAGGACCCCGUGUCCAAGGCCAUGGCCCACUUCGAGCGCAAGGGCAGGAAGUACAAGGUCAUCACCAUGGCCACGCCGCUCGAGGAGCUCGAGCAGUUCUUCGAGGGCGCCGGCGCCGGCACCGGUACCGGCCAGAAGCAGGAGUUCGCCGUGGUGACGGACGAGGACAGGAGGUUCGUGCUGGGCGUCGCGACGCGUAGCGAUUUGGAGGAGUUUGUGAAGAGGAGGCCGGCGUGAGGAGGUUUAAUCGAUUGCAUUAGGGCCUGGAUGAUCGGGAUUCGGUAUCGCAAAGAAGUAUGGUAAAUUACGUUUGAGAUCGGGCUAAUGAGGAUGAAGGCACCAUAGGAAGAAGAAGAAGAAGAAGAAGAAGCUAUUUUGUCGCGCCCGAGCUCGAGAUUGUUACAGAGCCAUGUCACGGUUGAGGCUGAAGGGGGGUGGGGUGCUGGAUUUUGCUAUACGGCUUUCGUUCGGAGAGGAAUAGAGGACGAAGUCGAGCAUGACCAAAUUGCAAAAGAUUGUACUCAACGUAACAUA
Molecule: messenger RNA, 1428 nt
Organism: Daldinia caldariorum
Lineage: Eukaryota; Fungi; Ascomycota; Sordariomycetes; Xylariales; Hypoxylaceae
Exons: 3
Coding region: 607-1131 (174 amino acids)
Source: RefSeq, a predicted model, not a curated record